UAUUGAAGGAGAAUGUUAUAAUACACUUAUUGAAGGAGAAGAGUUACAGUGUGAUGGCUUCUCUUACGUGUUUGUAAGAACCUGCUGUGAAACUUUUUCAUUGAAGAGAACCAUGUCGGACAAUAUCCUUGUGGCUGUCCGUGUAAGGCCACUGAUCACACGGGAGGAGGCAGAGUCCGCCACUCUUCAUUGGCAAAUUGGUCAUGAACACACCAUUACACAAGUUGAUGGAUCUAACAAACCUGUGUGUGCUCCAUACCAGUUUGACAAAGUGUUGGGGAUAGAUUAUGAUAAUGAGGGCGUGUACACUGAAGUGGCAGAACCCAUUGUUGAAGCUGCUCUUGAUGGUUUCAAUGGAACUAUUUUUGCUUAUGGUCAGACAUCAUCUGGCAAGACAUUCACCAUGAUGGGUGACAAAAGUCUCCCUGGAAUUAUUCCCCUCGCCAUUCAAAACAUAUUCCGUGGUAUUGAGAACACACCAGAUCGUGAAUAUCUUAUAAGAGCAUCCUACAUGGAAAUCUAUAAUGAAAGUAUAACUGAUUUACUUGUUGGUCGUGAGUCACGAAAAUUGCUGCACGUAAGAGAGGAUCAGUCAGGAAAUGUUUAUGUUGCUGAUUUGAAGGAGGAGUGUGUUAAUUGUGAAAAGAAUUUACUGGAAUUAAUGAGAAGAGGAGACAAGAAUCGUCACAUAGGAACAACAAACAUGAAUGAACGUAGUUCUAGAUCUCACACAAUUUUUCGAUUGGUAAUGUUUUGUCAAAUAUUUUAA
Messenger RNA from Cherax quadricarinatus, 769 nucleotides. The record is from RefSeq and is a predicted model, not a curated record. Lineage: Eukaryota; Metazoa; Arthropoda; Malacostraca; Decapoda; Parastacidae.